Molecule: messenger RNA, 1002 nt
Organism: Vanderwaltozyma polyspora DSM 70294
Lineage: Eukaryota; Fungi; Ascomycota; Saccharomycetes; Saccharomycetales; Saccharomycetaceae
Exons: 1
Coding region: 1-1002 (333 amino acids)
Source: RefSeq, a predicted model, not a curated record
AUGGUGACCGCCCUACUUUUAUGUAUAUUGUCGAACUAUGUCAGCCUGUGCCUGGGAGACAUAGUUUCAGGUAACACUACUGUGUUAAGCAACAAUACGUACAAUGCUUUCUCAGGAGAACUGGUUAAUGUAACAUACGAUGAGCUUAAAACCGUGUAUUUUUUCAAAGACGGAACUAACGUAACUGCCUACAAUCUAGCCAUGGGAUCACCAGAACAUAUAGCUAGACAGUAUGGCACUUACGGCCCAGGAGAUGGGUCUGGUGCUUCAUAUCAGGGGAUAGCUGUGAAUACUUUAGCUCUGCGUGAAGUGGCUCAGAACCUGGCAGUAGCUGGACCUUCACCAAAGCUAACAAGACGGAACGUUGAGGACGCUAACGCGAUUUAUGAACACUUACUCAACCAACUUGGUGCUACUAGUGACACUCCGACAUAUAUGCCAAAACGUGAAGCAGCGGUUAAUCAUUGUGAUUCAGGCUAUGCCAGAACCUGGAUUGAUACAGUGUAUUGUUUCUGGGAGAACAGGGACGUCGUCAUGCGAAUCAUAUCAAAAACGUGGACGUGGACCCUCGACACCGGCUUACUUGGCGAUGCUCCUGGCUGGAUACGGGUUAGUCUGGGCGUAUUUCAACAGGCACAACAAUCAUCACAGAAGACAGUCUGCGGUAGCGUAACACAGUGGUAUGAUACUUAUCCUAACGGAGGAUCGGAUAAAGUGUCCUACCUUAUAGCCGUGUCUGCUUACACUACAGGUAAGAAUUGUGACACUACCGCGAGCGAAGACACGAUUAGACAGGCAUUUGCGGGAGCGGCUCAAGCAGUAUCUAACACAGACGCUUCGAGUUGGUGCAUCCAUUUUAACCAUAGAGGUACGUGGAAUGCCGACAUAAGAGUGUCACUCUGGGAUGAUGUCCAUUUUUGUAGCCAGAAUAUAUGGGACAUACCGUGUCCAGAUAAUGGCCAGUGGCAGCCAGGCAAGAAUUACAUUAAAGAUGAAUUGUGA